Messenger RNA from Alligator sinensis (Chinese alligator), 1578 nucleotides. NCBI's taxonomy places the organism in Eukaryota, Metazoa, Chordata, Crocodylia, Alligatoridae. The record is from the annotation of a RefSeq genome assembly.
GUGAACGCCCACCGUUGAUUAUUCUCUACUAACCACAAAGACAUUGGCACCCUUUACUUCGUCUUUGGAACAUGAGCCGGAAUAGUGGGAACAGCACUAAGCCUCCUUAUUCGAACAGAAUUAAGCCAGCCAGGGCCCCUCCUAGGAGACGACCAAAUCUACAACGUAAUUGUCACCGCCCAUGCCUUUAUUAUAAUCUUUUUCAUAGUAAUACCCAUCAUGAUCGGCGGAUUUGGAAACUGACUACUACCCCUGAUAAUCGGAGCCCCAGAUAUAGCAUUCCCCCGAAUAAACAACAUAAGCUUUUGAUUGCUCCCCCCAUCCUUCAUACUUCUACUCUCCUCCGCCUGCGUCGAGGCGGGGGCCGGAACAGGGUGAACUGUCUACCCGCCCCUCGCCGGAAAUUUAGCCCACGCCGGACCGUCCGUAGAUUUGACAAUCUUCUCUCUUCAUCUCGCCGGAGUAUCCUCUAUCCUUGGUGCUAUUAAUUUCAUUACAACAGCAAUUAACAUAAAACCCCCAGCAAUAUCCCAAUACCAAACACCCUUAUUUGUAUGGUCCGUCCUAAUUACAGCCGUGCUCCUUCUACUAUCCCUACCAGUACUAGCUGCUGGAAUCACCAUACUCCUUACAGAUCGCAACUUAAAUACAACCUUCUUCGACCCCGCGGGCGGAGGAGACCCCAUCCUAUACCAACACCUUUUCUGAUUCUUUGGCCACCCCGAAGUAUACAUCCUCAUCCUCCCUGGAUUCGGAAUAAUUUCCCACGUGGUCGCCUUUUACUCAGGCAAAAAGGAACCAUUCGGCUAUAUAGGAAUGGCAUGAGCCAUACUCUCUAUCGGAUUCCUAGGAUUCAUUGUCUGGGCCCACCACAUAUUUACAGUCGGAAUAGACGUCGACACCCGAGCAUACUUCACCACCGCCACAAUAGUUAUCGCUAUCCCCACCGGAGUAAAAGUAUUUAGCUGACUUGCCACCAUCUACGGCGGCAUUGUCAACUGACAAGCCCCGAUACUCUGAGCACUUGGUUUCAUCUUCUUGUUCACAGUAGGGGGCCUCACUGGCAUCGUCCUAGCUAACUCCUCACUAGAUAUUGUUCUCCAUGACACCUAUUAUGUAGUCGCCCACUUCCACUACGUACUGUCAAUGGGGGCAGUCUUCGCCAUUAUAAGUGGAUUCACCCACUUGAUUCCCUCUUAUUUACGGGAUUUACCCUUCACCCAACAUGAACUAAAAAUCCAAUUUAUAAUUAUAUUUGUGGGGGUAAAUUUUACCUUCUUCCCACAACACUUCCUAGGCCUCUCCGGGAUACCCCGACGCUAUUCGGACUACCCAGACGCAUACACCCUCUGAAACCUAUUAUCAUCUAUUGGGUCCCUAAUCUCAAUAACCGCAGUCGUCCUGCUCAUAUUUAUUGUAUGAGAAGCAUUCUCAUCCAAACGAAAAGUAACAGCACUCGAAAUGACAACGACCAACAUCGAAUGGCUCAACAACUGCCCCCCAUCCCAUCACACCUAUGAAGAGCCCGUAUUUGCCCUAGUGCAAACCUCCUUUAAAACAUACCACCCAGCCUCAAGA